Molecule: messenger RNA, 2224 nt
Organism: Halichondria panicea
Lineage: Eukaryota; Metazoa; Porifera; Demospongiae; Suberitida; Halichondriidae
Product: ceramide transfer protein-like
Exons: 13
Coding region: 1-2127 (708 amino acids)
Biological process (GO): ER to Golgi ceramide transport
Molecular function (GO): lipid binding
Source: RefSeq, a predicted model, not a curated record
AUGGCUCGAAUGGUCCGUAACCUCCUCGGUGGCAUAACCAGAAUGAGUGGCAGUGAGAGCCUCGACUCUGAGCUGGACAGAGGGCUACAUAUGGAGGAUGACACUCCCCUGGAGGCCAAACUGGAUGAGAGUGAUCCAGAUGAUAUGGGGGGAGGUUCUGAGGAAGAGGACAUGCCCCAGGUUCCAAACAUGAAGGGUUCACUCAGUAAAUGGACCAACUACAUCCACGGUUGGCAAGAACGCUACUUUAUGCUCGAUGGUGGCCUGCUCUCAUAUUUCAAGUCUGAGACAGACUCUCAAUACGGCUGCCGAGGAUCCAUCAGCUUGCACAAAACCAAGAUAGCGCUUCACGAAUUUGAUGCCCUGAGAUUCGAUAUACGAGGUCAUGGCUCAACAUUUUUCCUGAGGGCCUCUUCAGAAGAGGAUAAACAAAAUUGGGUAGACGCCAUUGAAAACAGCAAGAGGUUUGUCCUGGAGAAUGGACCAGGCUCAUUGACUCCACUACAGAGACAAGGCUCAGCAUUGUCACUGUCUGCAAUGUCUCAAGCCUCUGUGUGCUCUGUCAAGAACCAGGUCACCCAUGAUCUUCGUAGCAAACUAUCAGAGCUGGAGACCUACAGAGAGAUAGUCUGCCGGCAGGUUGACCUGCUUCAAGCUUACUUUGAGGUCAACAGCGAAAGUGGUCGUACUGAGAUAACCAACGGAGUAUUCAAUAGUUCCGAGUCCAUAGUAGUAGACAAGAUUCCAGAAGAGGGUGUGGUUAACUCCACCCCUUCGUCCCCAGUGACCCGAAAAGAUACACGCCCACCAUCCUCACACUCUCCACUCCCCUCACGCUUUACACCCAUGACCGGCGGACACAGACGUACUGGUAGCGACCCUUUCGCUUUCAGACCACAGAGCGCCCUACAAGUCCCUCGUGGGGGAAAGUCCCGGCCAUUUUCCGUGGGUGGGGGGAGCCCCUUUGAUGUGAACUCACUGGAUAUUCGAGCAGAAGCUGUCACAUUUAAGGCCACCACCACUGGGCUUGUGACAACACUGUCUCAGUGCAUUGACAUGAUGAACAAGAGAGAGGAGAGCUGGCAGAGGAAGUUUGAGAAGGAGCAAGAACGUCGUGCCAGAGCCGAGUCAGCAGCUGGGGCAGCCAUGAACGGUCCCAGAGUGGAAGCUUUCAAGUAUGCUGGACCAGACUUUGAGGAGGGUCCCCACAGUGCUCUCAAUGAGGACGAGUUCUUCGAUGCUCUGGAAAUGGCCUACAAAGAUGAUGAGAUUGAGCACACAGUUGGUUCGAAGCAGGCGUCUACUGCUGGAGCAGUGGUCGCUAACGGAACAGCAUCUACCACAGAUGGAGAGGAGGAGACCUUUGACCUCAGCGCUAUAAGCAUCAAGUCACUAUCAGGGGUUAAACACAGACUAUCACAACUGGUGAAUGACAGAACAAGUCAGUAUGCUUGCUACAUCUUUGAGCCAGUUGACUCUGACGUGUGGUCCCUAGUGCACCAGGACGGUGACAUGACAGUACACAGACGAGAGCUGGAGGAGGACGGUGUAGUGGUGGACCCCCUCAAGGCACACUAUCACGCAAAGGGCAUCUCUGCUCAAGAGGUGACCAACUUCUUCUUUGACAAAGAAACUCGUUUGGAAUGGGAGGGCACGCUGGAGUCAGUAGACACUGUGGAAACAUUGGCCGAGGACACUAUUGUGUUCCACCAGCUACAUAAGAGGGUGUGGCCUUCAACACAGAGGGAGAGCUUGUUCUGUUCUCACCUUUGCACUCUCAGCGGAGCCCCACAACCGGAGAACAUGAUCGGCCAUACCUGGAUGGUGUGUAACUUCUCGAUGGAUCAUGAUAGCGUUCCGGCUACUAGCAAGCUGAUUCGUGCAACUCUUCACGCCGGUUUAGUGUGUCAAACCAUUGCCAACAGGAAGGUUGAACCUGGCAAGGAGAGAGAGCUCACACGCGACGACAUCACUUGUAAAAUACACUAUGCGGUGCAAGUGAACCCUGGCGGCUGGGCCCCUCCGUCUGUUGUCAGGGCGAUAGGAAAACGCGAAGUGUGUAAAUUUUUGAAGAAAUUUAGUGAAUGUUGUCAGAACAAUCUAUCUAAAUCUCCGCUCUCAUUAUAACUUAUUGUAUUUCUGUAUAAUUAUUGUGUGAUUGUAUGUGGUAUGUUCAGUGUUGUGACAUUAUUGUCAAUAUCUUUUCUUUUCUUUUUUUUUUUUA